This is a messenger RNA of Salvia hispanica, 1289 nucleotides long. It is a transcript of the gene DGL, whose product is annotated as alpha/beta-Hydrolases superfamily protein. Gene Ontology annotation, biological process: lipid metabolic process. Gene Ontology annotation, molecular function: glycerophospholipid phospholipase A1 activity. Gene Ontology annotation, cellular component: chloroplast. Lineage: Eukaryota; Viridiplantae; Streptophyta; Magnoliopsida; Lamiales; Lamiaceae. The record is from RefSeq and is a predicted model, not a curated record.
AUGGCUUCCUCACUCCUUCACUGCAUCCCUAAUCCAAUCCCAAACUCCCCCACUCUACUAUCUCACUCCCCUCCUCACCUCAAAUCAUCAAAUUUAUCCUUCCCCGUCUCAUCCCGGUCGCGAGCUGCAUCGCCACCAUCGCAGCUCGCGGCCGGGUGGAGGGAAAUCCAGGGGCUCAACAACUGGGAGAAUCUCGUCGAGCCCCUGCACCCCCUCCUCCGCGACGAGAUCGUCCGCUACGGCGAGUUCGUCGCGGCCUGCUAUGAGGCCUUCGACCUUGACCCCGGCUCGCGCCGCUACCUCAACUGCAAGUACAGGAAGUCGAGCAUGCUCGAGAGCGUCGGCCUGGCCGAGUCCGGGUACGAGGUGACGAAGUAUAUCUACGCGACCGCCCCUGACAUCAGCCUCCCCACUAUCCAGCCUGGCCCCUGCAGUAAUACAGAGGCCAGAUGGAUAGGGUACGUGGCCACCUCAUCAGACAGUGAGGUGGCCACUCUGGGGAGGAGGGACAUAGUCAUCACAUUCCGGGGUACCGUCACGAACCCCGAGUGGAUGGCUAAUUUAAUGAGCUCCCUCACCCCGGCCCGCCUCGACCCUCACGAUCCGCGGCCCGAGGUCAAGGUCGAGGAAGGGUUUUUGAGCCUGUACACGUCUGACGAGCGGUCAGAUAAAUUCGGCCUUGGGAGCUGUCGCUGUCAGCUCCUUUCGGAGAUUUCUAGGUUAAUCAAUAAACACCGGGACGAGGAAGUCAGCAUCACGAUCGCCGGGCACAGCAUGGGGAGCUCGCUAGGGCUUCUGCUGGCGUACGACAUCGCUGAGCUCGGGCUCAACGGGGCCGGGAAGAUCCCGGUGACGGUGUUUUCCUUCGGGGGUCCGAGGGUGGGGAACACGGGCUUCAAGGAGAGGUGCGAGGAGCUCGGGGUGAGGGUUUUGAGGGUUGUGAACGUGAACGAUCCGAUAACAAAGAUGCCCGGGGUCGUUUUCAACGAGAAUUUCAAGAGAUUUCGAGGCGGAUUCGAGUUUCCGUGGAGUUGCUCGUGUUACGCUCAUGUAGGGGUUGAGUUGUUGGUGGAUUUCUUCAAGAUGCAUAACCCUUCGUGCGUGCACGAUUUGGGGAGCUACAUAGGGUUGCUCCGGGGCCAGAUGAAGAGCCCGGAGAGCCCGAAUUUGGUGGAUCGGGCCAAGGGUUUCUUCGCCGGGGGCGGCGAGUGGAGGGAAGCCGCCGUUAAUAUGUUCAAUUUGGUGCGGUCGCAAUGGACGUGAUAUAUAUAUAUAUAUAUAUAUAUAUA